Molecule: messenger RNA, 2246 nt
Organism: Drosophila guanche
Lineage: Eukaryota; Metazoa; Arthropoda; Insecta; Diptera; Drosophilidae
Exons: 7
Coding region: 78-2066 (662 amino acids)
Source: RefSeq, a predicted model, not a curated record
CUGUUCGUGUGCCGGUGUUUGAUGGUACGUUCCCGCAAUAAGCUCCAUUUUGCAGUCGAAACUAACGAAGAGAAGUAAUGGCCGAGGCGAACAAUAACGUUGGAGCAGCUACCCCCACCGCCCGAGAGGUUCAGCAAAGCUUUGCCGAUUCUCUUGGCUAUGCCGAGGAGAUUAUCUGGGACCUCUUGUCCAAAGAGCAGGCGCACAUCUUGAAGCGUAAGCUGAGGGAGCUGGUGCGCGAUCCGCAGCCAUCCAAUGAGAAAAUCCGAGAAACAAUCUUUAAUGCGGUGUGGGAGCAGCGAAAAUAUACAAAUCGCCAGUCGCUGACGUCCAUAAUUUACGUAAUGGUUGUGCCGAACGAACAGGAUCUUAAUCGCGCCGAGGAUUGCCGUUCCUUUUCUUGUCAUCCGGUUUUCCGCACGCGUCGUUGUGUCACCGGAAACAGCGGAAGAAGCGGCGACAGCUUCAACUGCUGCAUGGUGUUCGUGGACGAGAAUGGACGCGUAUAUCCGAACUGGGCCUCAUAUGUGGCCACAAACGAGCUACCCGACGGUGUGAUGGUGGCCCCCGAGCGUGGCAUUUACAAGAUUGUCCACGGUCAGGUGCGGCUGGACAAGUACACGACACCGGCGGGCAGCACAAAGAAAAAGGUGCUCGGAUAUCUGGACACGGGCAGUGCGAUCGGUGGCUUUGCAGCUGCCUGCAUACCAGUGGCCGCUUUCCUAACGCUGCCGGUGAGUGCGCCUCUGAUGGCGGCUGCCGGUGCCGUGGGCCUGGCUACUGCCGGUUAUGCCACGGCACGUUCCAGUGCCAAGCUGGUGGAUCGCAGCCAGCAUGAGCAGUCCAUCAAUGUGACAGACAGGGAGGCGCGUGGCCACUGGCUGGGCGUUAUCGCUGGAACCGUGGGCCUGGGCGCUGCAGGUGCUACCAGUGCAAUGUCAGCGGCCACAGCCGCCGGCAAGGAGGUGGGAGCGAUCACUCAGCUGACCAUUAAUGGGUUUAACAUCUCCUCGAUUGUCAUCUCGGGCACUGGCGUGGCCAAUGGUGUGCUCGACUUGAUACUGAAACAUCAGGAUGGCGAUAAUGUCACAGCCAUGGAUGUGCUGCAGCUCUCGGCCUCGCUGGUGCUGUUCACGCACAGCGUUUACAAUUUCCGUUUGGCAUCGACAAUUAUCAAUGAUACGGCGAACAGCAAGAUAGGCAGCUAUCGCGAGACACUGAGCAAUCGACAGCGUCGCGCCUUUGAUAAGGUGUCCAAAGAGACCAUACGCAUCCGUGGCAAUACACAGGGCAAGCUGGACAUAAUACGCGGCGUGAAUGAGGUGCCCUCACGGCAGCAAUUCAACGAUCUGUACAAGAUCAACAAGCAGCUGAACAAGGAGGGCGUGCGCGCUGCCUUUGCGCCCGAUGGCAAGGGCUUCGUGCUGAACGAUCAGGUGGCCACCAAUACGGCGGAGCUGCGUGCCAGUGUGCAGCAUAAUCAGGGGCCCGACAUACUGGGUCAGGUGCGGCAGCCGAUACCCGCCACCCAUGAGGCAGCGGUAAAUACCAGAACGAUUGGUGGCUCCCGCCUGCUGGGUCCCAAUCCGACUGCCCUUGACGGACCAGAGGCUGCCAACUAUUCCACGGGCGCAUAUGCGCUCCAGCUUAGCUCCGUUGUGGUCAGCGGUGUGGUCUUUGUCCUGGAGAAAUACGGCAAGGUGCUCUUUGAACACAUUGUCAAUGCCGAGAGUAUUGAGAAUUUGAUCACCAGCAUGGCCAACAACCUGGAACCCGAAAUCUUUGAUUUCAUCUUGAAUCUAACGCGCACCUUCAUGGACACAAUGCUGGCUGAAUUAACGUCGGUGCUGAAGUUCUUUAUUGCCACCGAAUCGGUGCUGUAUCACAUCCUUAAGCAUAUUCUGGACAACUACAGAGAUGGGGACUACGAUGAGAUUGUCGCGCACACCGUGGACAUUUUGACAGCCGUCAGUGCCUACUUUAUGUCGCUGAAUCCAAACUCCUACUCCGAACUCCUCACGAAAUGUGACGUCUGCGGGGGCUACUACAGCAUCUGCCAAUUGUAGGCAAAUGUCGCAGAAGAGGAAACAAAUGUAAACCCAAUCACAAAGUGAACUUUAAACAUAUUAUAAAUGAGCACAACUUGACAACAAAUAACAUGGCAAAAUAAUGGCUCUACACAAAUUUGAUAGAACUUACAAUGUACACAAAAUUAAAUAAUAAAUAAAUAGUACUGUUUUCUAAAA